AUGGGCAACAUUGCAAGCUCUGCCCUUGAUUUGGCGACCUUCUUCUUUGAUUUGUUCUCCUUACCCAAGGAAAGGGGCGGCUUUUUGACGCGCCAGUCUCUUUUACGAAUGCAGCAAAUGAAGACGCUCAAUGAUACCUGGUGUGAGGGCCCCACUGGACCUGGAAGCUGUUCCUAUGGAAUGGGUCUUUUGCAAGACCAACUUGGCCAGGACUUCUGGGUCUUGCAGGAUCCCACGGAAGACCUGUCCAAAAUCAAAGUCAUUGGGCAUCCCGGUGAGGACUGGGGAAGCGGAUGCUCACCUUGUGGCUUCAAUCGGAGGUAUGGCUUUGGGAUUUGCAUGGCCUACACCAGCGUCAUUGGCAUGAACUGUAGUGGAGAUUUCCGUGAGAACUUUCUAGCUGUUCAGACCGCCACCUGCUUGGCCUACGAUGCUGUUCUGAAAGUGCUGGGUGCCCCCCGUUUGAAUUGCACCAAUGCUGCCCUUCCAGAUCCGCCACAAUUGGUGCAGUGCGCUUGGGACCGCACCAACACCACCGUACCAUCACUACCUGCUUGGCAAAGGAGAUCGCCUCAUAUGGUGGUUCCAAGAGUUGAGACAUCUGAAAUCGUGGUUUGA
Durusdinium trenchii is the source of this 618-nucleotide messenger RNA. NCBI's taxonomy places the organism in Eukaryota, Dinophyceae, Suessiales, Symbiodiniaceae. The record is from the annotation of a GenBank genome assembly.